Pieris brassicae (large cabbage white) is the source of this 1725-nucleotide messenger RNA. Its product is annotated as SH3 domain-binding protein 5 homolog. The record is from RefSeq and is a predicted model, not a curated record. The coding region runs from base 284 to 1657 and encodes 457 amino acids. Gene Ontology annotation, molecular function: protein kinase inhibitor activity. Gene Ontology annotation, biological process: intracellular signal transduction; negative regulation of protein tyrosine kinase activity. Lineage: Eukaryota; Metazoa; Arthropoda; Insecta; Lepidoptera; Pieridae. The transcript has 6 exons. Gene Ontology annotation, cellular component: cytoplasm.
CAAUGCACCCCUUUCUACUGUCAAGCACUGCUGUCAAGUAUAAGACAAGAAAAGAGGUGGACGUCAUCUCAAUUUACGAAAAAUAUAUUAUUAUUUUACAUAUAUUGUAUUAUAUAAAAUGUGAUUUUACAUUGAUUAAACAAAAUCGGAAACAAAAUUCAUUUUAUAGACGCUGUAUGUUUUUUCUAUUUAUAUUAUAGCAAAAGUGUAGUGAAGGUGACGCUUAACUAUUGUGUCGGUGAUGUAAUUUAGCUUGGGUGGCUUCUUAGUUCUAGGCGUUACAAUGGAAGAAUCGUCAUUUACUAUUCCAGCUGAAGACAACGGUGAUACUGAGCUCGAUCCUAGAAUACAGGUGGAAUUGGAAAAAUUAAAUGCGGCUACAGAUGAGAUAAACAAAUUGGAGUUGGAGCUUGAUGAAUCAGUGAAAACAUUUCACCUGCUUUUAAAUGAGACAUCACGCCGGCUACAAGGGUUGACCAAACGUCUAGGAACCUGUGUGGACAAAUCGCGGCCCUACUACGAUGCUGUUGCAGCUGCUGCUAACGCUCGCGCUGAGUGUCAACGGGGCGCUGUGCAGUUUCAGCGAGCAAGUGAAUUGCACGCUGCCGCGAAGGAAACAGUCACGUUAGCUGAACAGCGCUUUGUAAGCAAACAAGACGAGUGGCAGUUUGAUAGCAACUGGCAGGAAGUGCUGAACCAUGCCAUCAUCAAGGUUAUGGAUGCUGAAAAGAGGAAAGCGGAAAGUGGUCGCGAACAUCAGAAAAAAGCUGCUGCCUACAUCGCCGCCGAAAGAAAGGUGACACAACUAGAAGAUAAUCUAAAACGAAACAUUUUAAAAUCGAGAAUUUACUUCGAUGAAAAGAAACUGUGCGACGAACAACUGCAGAUGCAAAAUGAAAAAAUUGAGAAGCUUCAACGUAUGAUUGCCGACGCCAAAUACCGCUACUCGAAAUCUCUCAAAGCUUUAGAGGAAAUAUCAGAAGAGAUUCACAAGCGCAGAGGUGAUUAUCCACCUGGCAAAGAUUUUAUACCGGUAGGACCAAGAGAACCGGGAGUCGGAGCAGAAAAAGACCCAGUAAACGACGAAACCUUACUUGAAAUGGAUAAAGACGAAGAUAAAAGUUUACAGGAACUCAGAAUGCGUGUCAGGGAACUAGCAGCGAAACCUAUAGACAGAGACAUAGAAACAGACGAUGCAUGGGCCCAUGAGUUAAAUGAAACUAUCAACAAACUGGACCAACUCCUCAUGAUGAAAGAGAAUAACCAACAAAAGAAAUCGAAGUUAACCUUACCUAAAAACGCUAGCGCUCCAUCGACAAGUACGAAUGCGCCAAAAACAAAUAUUUCAAGAAUGAAGUCUAGAAGCCGCGAAGCAAUUUAUGAUAUUCCUGGCCCUCUUACCAGUGAUAAAUCUAAAAGUAUGAUGUCUUUAGACGUCCUGGCCUUGGCGCGUGAUGCAUCCAUAAUGGAUAGAGAAUCGUAUCUCAAAGCGGUUAUCGAAGAUAAAUCUCCUACUGGGACGUACACUGAGAGUAAUUCUGAUAGAAAUGACAGUCCUGAUGAUAUUUUGAUGGUGGAGUGCGACUCCAGUGACUCCACUCAAAAUCCAGUAAUCAGAAUGACCAGUUCCACUGUAACUGAUAGUGAUAAUAGUUAAAUACUCGAAUAUGGGAAAAUUUUAAUCUCCUGCACUGUAGUUAAUUUUUAAAUAAAUUUUAAAAUCUC